AAGCCAGCCCUAGAGUCAGGCAUGGGAAGUUCAGGGUGCGCUUGCGGACGGUUUUUUGGUAAACUCGCUGCGUUCCUGCUACCGGUACGUUUCUGCGACCCCGCUUUAUUGCUCUCCCGGGACAUAACGCAGGUUUGGGGGGAUCUGGUUGCCCGAAAAAAAGUGAAAAGGGGUUCCAGGAGGCCGCGGUGCGACACGAUAACAGGGUGCCCUGGCAAUUUGUUAUUCUGCAAAAACAUUACAAUGGCAACUGUGCCUUCAGCUGGCUGCCUUUUAGCCAAGAACCAGUACUACAGAACACGAUUGAAUUCUGAGUCCAGUGUUUCUUCAAGCAGUUCAUCUUGCUGUUCUGAUCCCACAUCAUUCUCAGACCAGGAAAAAAAUCACCACGGCUUACCUGAAAUGUUUGAAAAGUGUUGGUGGAUAAAAAGCUUUUUUCACAGUGAGCCAACACCUCCAAAUGUAGGCAGAAAAACCUUAUCAGCCAGCAGUACUAACAGCUGAUUGGGAUAUCAAGUUGAAAGUUCCUGCUGGGACAUUAUAGACUGUCAUGUCUUGAAAUGAAUUCACUUCUGUGAAGAAAAUGAACUGCUUGAGAAUUCAGUUGUAGAAGAAAUAAGAAAUACAGAAGAUCAAGGAUUUAAUCAGAGCUUAUUCAUCAAACAGCCAUCUUUACAGUGUCUGUUGCAAGAAUUCUUGAUAAUGAACAGGUGUUCUACAUUUCAUAAUUUUUGUGCUUCACAAGAGAAAAUGCAGACGCGAAGUCGAUUGGGAUAUGGUAUAUCUGAUUACUUGGGAUAUCUUUUACUAAAUUGAAAUGCUAUAGAUUGCUUGGGUCAAAAUCUUGUAAGUUUACCAUUCCUUUUAAGCAGCAAAAUAGACCACCUCUUUCCAUAGAAUUUAAGUUUGGGAUGUAACUAUGAUAAAAUUUACUUAAAAUGCCAAAUACAAAUUUCUCUUAUUUGUCAACAGCUAGAAGAAAACUUGUUAAGGCAUUAUUUAUGGUCUUCGAUUAAAAAACAAAAAUGGAACAUACUCAGUAUUAAACUCCUUAUCUGAUUCUAAUUCUACUAUUUGCAUUGGAGCUUUCUUUCAUAGUUGUGCUACUAUUGUAUAUUACAGCUUUGACAUCAAGUAGUAUACAAUUUAUAUUAACUCUUCAAAUUAGAGAUAAUUUAAGAACUCUGGAUUGAUUUUUUUAAAUUUUUGAUGUAUACCAUUCUGUUUCAAAGCAUAGAAAAAAUAAACCCAUAUUCUGCUUUGUAGGAGUUGUAAGUUUUAUUUACUUACACUAAGAAAUAUAUAUUUGUAUCACAUGAGGAAAUCUGUGAAUGCUGAAUAUUCUAAAUUGAAUUAUUUAAUUGAAUUAUUUAAUAUAUUGAUGUUUCUACUGUUCCUUUGUCAUCCUUUUAUUCUUCGGAAUAUUUAUACACAACGUUCUGUACUAUGAAUGAAUAGUAACAUCAAGUUUUAACAAAUUAUUACUUUCCUGGAUACAUUAUUUACAUUAUUACUGACUGCAUAUCUGGAUGCAUAAUGCUUUAAAACAGAGAGACUAUCUAUCUAUCUAUCUAUCUAUCUAUCUAUCUAUCUAUCUAUCUAUGUG
Thamnophis sirtalis is the source of this 1606-nucleotide messenger RNA. RefSeq names its product pancreatic progenitor cell differentiation and proliferation factor like (gene PPDPFL). NCBI's taxonomy places the organism in Eukaryota, Metazoa, Chordata, Lepidosauria, Squamata, Natricidae. The record is from RefSeq and is a predicted model, not a curated record. Gene Ontology annotation, biological process: cell differentiation; multicellular organism development.